CUUAUUAGAUUCUUUUUCACAGCACAACAUACCCUUCCCUUUUACGAGUAACGAGUUUGGGUAUAUAAGCUUCAUCAAAUAGACGUUUUAUCAUUUCGAAAAAAGUGUGAAAUGGCUGUUCAAUUUUCGGUGCUGUGUCAAAUAUUAAUUUUUCUUGCCGCUGCACAGCUUUCGAUUGGAGGUCACUUCGAGUAUGUUUUGGAUGACGAAUCAGUGUUUUCGGAAUGUUUUGAUAUGCCACCUGGAUAUGCGAAUAUAAGCGGGCUGUUUGAUGUUUCAACCAUUAACUUUGAAAUGGGGCCAGAAGGAGUUCACGUCGACGGAUACCUAACCUCCUCGUGGGAUAUACAACCAACGGAUCGCAUUGAGGGUCGAUUAAAUGUCGUUCAUAUGGACCGUGGUACUUGGCAACCGACGGUACUAAAUAUGGUGUCCAGAGAUUUUUGCAAAACAUUUUUGGAUCCCAAUCAAUAUUGGUACAAUAUUUUUCCAAAACAUAUUAUAAACAGGGACGAGGCUCGACAAAAAUGUCUAAACUAUAAAGGAACUGUUUACUUCAUGGAACCAUAUACCUUACAGAUGCAUUUUGGAUUGGGUUUGACGCUUCCUUCUGGAAGAAAUCGAAUGGUGUUCAAUUUGGUAGCAAUUGAUGAGAAUAAUGUUACGCGACCAAAUGGAAUUUGCUUUGAGAUAGAAGGGGAUUUUUUUAAAAUCGAAUAACUGAUCUAUAACAGUACCUUUUAUUUGCCACAAUGGAUUGCUUUUUAUUAAUACGAGUUACUAAGUGUUUUUCCCUUUUUUUAAUAUAAAAUAAGCAAUAAAUAACAUGUUAACGAAAUGAAGGAAGCGACUCUAUACU
This is a messenger RNA of Drosophila simulans, 859 nucleotides long. RefSeq lists its product as uncharacterized. Lineage: Eukaryota; Metazoa; Arthropoda; Insecta; Diptera; Drosophilidae. The transcript has 2 exons. Bases 112 to 720 code for a protein of 202 amino acids. The record is from RefSeq and is a predicted model, not a curated record.